This is a messenger RNA of Saccoglossus kowalevskii, 1179 nucleotides long. RefSeq lists its product as uncharacterized. The record is from RefSeq and is a predicted model, not a curated record. Gene Ontology annotation, cellular component: nucleus. Gene Ontology annotation, biological process: regulation of transcription by RNA polymerase II. Gene Ontology annotation, molecular function: DNA-binding transcription factor activity, RNA polymerase II-specific; RNA polymerase II transcription regulatory region sequence-specific DNA binding. NCBI's taxonomy places the organism in Eukaryota, Metazoa, Hemichordata, Enteropneusta, Harrimaniidae.
UUGGACACGGGAGUCGGCAGCUUCAGAAAUUUUGCGAAGAUGAUCAAGACUGAAAUGGCUGAUAGUAUCAACUAUAAUACACCUAGUGGUUUUAGAGAUGUAUUCAAUUGUCAAGCCCCCGUGACUACACAGAAUGGCGAAUGUUUAUAUCUGUGCGUCUACUGCGGUAAAAGUUUUGACUGUGGAGACACGCUGAAACAGCACAUGGUAGCGCACAGUGGGAGAGGUCCUCACACUUGUGAGCAGUGCGGCAAAAGUUUCUCAACACGAGAUGAUUGGUCGCAGCAUAUGCGAAUCCAUACGGGUGAAGCGAAUCACGAAUGCGAGCUGUGUGGUCGGACGUUCACGCUACGAACAAACUUAACUAAACAUAUGAAGCUUCACACUGGCAAGAAAACCUUCCACUGUGAACACUGUACAAAGAGCUUUACUGAGAAGUAUAAUCUUGACAUGCAUCGUAGAACACACACUGGUGAAAGACCACAUCAAUGUGAAACUUGUGGGAAAACUUUUACCCAGAAGAGUAGUCUUAAUGUUCAUCUGAAGACGCAUACCAGCCCAGGUGAACGACCUUUUUGUUGCGAGCAGUGCGGUUUGACAUUCGCUUCAGCAAUCGGGUUAACGAGCCACAGGCGAGUACACACCGAAGCACAACAGGUCCUUAAUGAUGAAUUGAAUAAUGAUUUGCGAUUGAAGAAUCACACAGAUAUACAAGCUGCUGAAGGGUUAGAUGAUGCUGUACACAACGUUUCCACCCAUGGCCUGAGAAACGGAGAAAUUGGUCAUACCGAUGUGCCGAUUGGUCAACCUUUGUAUAAGUGUGAUCUGUGUAAUGAGUUCUUUUUUGAGAAGAUAUUGCUGGAUCAACAUGUUAUAACGCACAGCGUUGUGAAUGACGAUAUGAAUGCAAUGAAGAGUUCUUCGGAAGCGACAAUUCCAAGCACGCAUGAAGGUGUAAAUGACUACUUUACAUGCAAACAGUGUGGAUCAAAUUUCACGCUGAUGAACGAUUUAAUUGAACACAUGAACAUGCAUGCCGUGGAGAAAACACACCUGUGUGAACACUGCAACGAACGCUUUACUCGGAUUGCAAGACUUGGAAGAACAUUUAAGAACACAUGUUAUGGAGAUGGUACAUACUUGCGAGGUCUGUGGGAAACAGUAUACAGACGUGAAUGA